Messenger RNA from Haliotis rufescens (red abalone), 2490 nucleotides. Its product is annotated as octopamine receptor 1-like. NCBI's taxonomy places the organism in Eukaryota, Metazoa, Mollusca, Gastropoda, Lepetellida, Haliotidae. Gene Ontology annotation, cellular component: membrane. Bases 491 to 2203 code for a protein of 570 amino acids. Gene Ontology annotation, biological process: adenylate cyclase-activating adrenergic receptor signaling pathway. The record is from RefSeq and is a predicted model, not a curated record. Gene Ontology annotation, molecular function: G protein-coupled amine receptor activity. The transcript is spliced from 2 exons.
AGCUUCGUCUCGCUAGCUAUUGGAUCGGUUGGAGCCGAUAGGAAACAAGUGUGGCACUUUACUUAUUACUUUCAAACGCGAUGGAGAGCCUACUAUUGAAGAUACACAAGAUGACAGGGUACAGUGCUUAAGGAUACUUUUAUUCCCGCUGUGGUUAGGAUGUAAACACAUCUAUCAUGGCUAACGUGAAGACGAGGGAAAGUUCAGAAAGGAUGUCACGGGAACAGCCAAGACCGCCACCCAAAUUACCAAAGGCUGCCUGAGGAUAAUCCCAUUCUAUUGUGUUAUUAGAGGAUUUGGUGGUCGGAAUAUGACGAGACUGAACGGUUCCAUGAACAUUGCAUUUACACGACCAGACAGUCUUUAUUGCUAUGUCGUAAGGUAAUGUACGGAGUAUGUCAGCAACACCAUGUGAAGUGAAUAUUGAGCUUCAUUGUCAAGCUACUUACUUCAUAUACCUGGAAGGGGGGCUCCUCAUCUCGGGAUUCUGAUGGAGGGGUUUUCGUAUCUGUCAAUCGAAGAGGAAAACAGGGACAAUGUGGCCUUUCCCCCUAGGGAGAACAAGACUGAUAGAUGCAUUAACAUCACCGUAUCUCUCCCGUUUCCCCCUUUGGACGCCGGAUUAGUGUUCUCAAGUUUAUUACUUGCCGUUAUUAUAUUUAUGGUGAUAUUUGGAAAUUGCUUGGUCGUAGCAGCAGUGUUAACAACACGAAAACUCCGAACUGUUACCAACAUCUUCAUAGUCAAUUUGGCUUGUGCAGACCUGCUCCUCGGGGUGUUCGUGUUGCCCUUUUCGGCAACCUUAGAGGUCCUUGAUGUUUGGGUGUUUGGGGUAGCAUGGUGUCACAUAUGGCUAGCCAUUGAUGUUUGGUUGUGCACAGCUUCUAUUCUGAAUCUCUGCUGCAUCAGUUUUGACCGUUACCUCGCCAUAACGCGACCUAUGAAAUACCCUGGUUUAAUGUCAUCGAAAAGAGGAAAGCUACUCGUAGCAUUUAUUUGGGCAGUUUCGUUUUUGAUAUGUUUCCCUCCUCUUAUCGGGUGGAACGAAGGAGGUGGAAUACCUUUUGAACCUCCGCCUGAUUUUGACAGCAAUGUGUCGUAUAUUGACUUGGAUGAAGAUUCAAAUGGUACAUUUUUCAUUGGAACUCAAUUCACUAUUUGGAAUAUUACUCCAACAGCGGAAAGCACAGAAGAUUCAUGUGUUGUGCAGCCAUAUGAGUGUGAACUCACCAAUUCCCAAGGAUACAGAAUUUACGCUUCGAUGGGUUCAUUCUAUGUACCCAUGCUAGUGAUGGUGUUUUUCUAUAUCAGGAUUUACCGUGCUGCUGUGAAGACCAUCUCAGCAUAUGAAAAAGGAGUGCUAACAACCAAGACAUCAAAAGAAACGAAUAGUUUAAGUAGAGAAAACGCAGUGACAUUACGCGUACACCGUGGUGGCAGUUGUGCGGCAAGCAAACCAUCUGUUUCCAAGUCAGCUAGUUCGGACAUGUCCCCAACAAAAUCGAACGAAUACUCAUCCUUAAAGAGAGAGAGGUCAUUCCAAAGUGAGCCCUAUACUCACCAUUCGCCUGUAACGAAACCCAAAUAUCACCGCCGCUUCCGAAAGUAUCAAAAUUAUACCGAAAAUGGAAAUGUGAAUGGUCAGAAACGAACAGAAAGAUGUGGUGAACGCAGCACACUGUCAGUUCAAAGUAACGGUGUGGACGCCAAGAAAACCGAGAGGGAGAGGCGGAAAGAUAUGAACGGAACGCGUAUUCGUUUCAUGGUAAAUGGCCAGUCGACGAGUGCCGUGAAUAGACGCGCGGCUGCCAUUCAACAAAAACAGGGUAAAAAUCUAAAAAAUCAUAUGAGAAAAUUCAACCGCGAGAAAAAAGCAGCCAAAACGUUGGCAAUUAUUGUGGGAGCAUUCAUUAUGUGCUGGCUUCCCUUCUUCACCAUAUACCUUGUCGGUGCUUUCUGUGAGGAAUGUAUUCCUGCAUUAUUGUUCUCAGUGUUCUUCUGGCUCGGUUAUUGCAACUCCGCCAUCAAUCCAUGUGUUUACGCUCUCUUUUCAAGAGACUUUCGUUUUGCCUUCCGAAAACUCUUAACAAUCCGUCGCCCGAAAAAACUUUUGAACAAGUCAAAUUCUGAGCCAAUUUCAAUGCAAGUGCAUCAGAUCCAGGUGACAGCGUGUAACUAUAGUGAAAGUUUGUCAGAGAGCUGACAACCCAUUGAACGUUUCUGUUCCAGACAAAUGUGCAAACCGUAUAUGGAGAGAUAUUCUGAUUGAUACUGUCCGCUGGAAAUCCGGAUAGAGACGAUCAAAUUAAAAUGUCUCACCAGCUAUUACGACUGUCUGUCAGCGGUUUCGUGUUAUUAAGAAAGCCGGUGUUUUCUACAAGCGUUUGGCUUUACGUAGAACAGAAACGUUUUGCAAACCCUUGAUAUAUUCUGCCAAUGAACGAUAUUACUGAUAUAUGUUAUGCAUUGAUAUUGACUGAUGUUUGAUGU